GGCUCGCCGUCGGCGGGCGGCGCGGAGCUGAGCUGGCUGAGCCUGGCGAGCCAGGAGGAGCUGCUGAAGCUGGUGCGGCCGCCCUACUCCUACUCGGCGCUGAUCGCCAUGGCCAUCCAGAGUGCCCCCGAGAGGAAGCUCACCCUCAGCCACAUCUACCAGUACGUGGCCGAGAACUUCCCUUUCUACAAGCGCAGCAAGGCUGGCUGGCAGAAUAGCAUCCGCCACAACCUCAGCCUCAACGACUGCUUCCGCAAGGUGCCCCGUGACGAGGACGACCCCGGAAAAGGAAACUACUGGACCUUAGAUCCCAACUGUGAGAAGAUGUUUGACAACGGGAACUUCCGGCGCAAGCGCAAGCGACGCUCAGAGCCCAACACCCCCGCGACCACAGCUGCGGCCUCCUCGCUUGGGGGCCUGAAGGCAGAAGAAGAGCGACCCAUCCCAGCCGCAGGCAAACCUUGUGGAAACAGCCCACCCCCAGAGCUGGACCCAUCGCCUUCUGCCAGGGACCAUCCCAAAAGCUCCUCUCCCUCCGGUAUCAUUUCAUCCACCCCGAGCUGCCUCAGCACCUUCUUCAGCGGCAUGAGCUCACUGAGCGGCGGGGGCAGCCGGCUGACGGGAGGGCUCAGCACUGACCUGCAUCACAGGAACUUCUCUGCUGGACAGCUGAGCAGCGGCACUUUCACCCCUUCCAGCAGCUCAUCUCAGGAGGUGCCUUCACCAGAACAGCUGCAGCGAGUGGCGGGACCUUCCCCUGCCUACUACAGCUCCUUCCAUCCCAGCAGCGGCAGCCAGGGUGCCCAGUACAACCACUACUACAACUUCACAGUCAACAGCCUCAUCUACACCCGGGAUGGAACGGAGGUGUAGGAUGCCGGGGCUGUGCUGCAAAGGGAAUGGGAGGUGCAGGUGUGUGCGUGGCAGCAUGGAGGACCGCAUGCUUUUGCAAACAGCAUUUCAAUGUGGACGCUUCCCAGGAGUUCAUCCAGGAAGACAGAUCUUCUCACCUUUCCAAGCAAAAACACCCCACAAACACCAGCAGAAGACAGAUGCAAAAUCUUUUCCCCGUCCUGGAAAAUGUUAGGUGCUUUGGGUCCGUUCUGCAGAUGAAAGUGAACUGAAUUAACAUUUUCAGAAGUUUUUAAUCUUGAAUGUAGAAUAAGAAGUUGAAAAAACUGUAAUCAUAAAAUGUUAUGUCAGCAAGAACCGUGCGUAGAUGUGAGUCUUAGAAGAGAACAGGAAAAAAAAUAAUGAAGAGAUUUCCUAUGAAGUGCCUUGUACAAUGUAUUAAAAACUCUUCUGCCAGCGAUUGCCUCUGUCAGCCCUUCCUGCCCUGGUCCUGCAAUAUGUGAUGCACAGGGAGGGGAUAGGUUGGGAAAACAGCUGCCCAAAAUCUCCUCAAGCUCCCCAAGAGGUUUGCUCUGCCAUCCCAUGUAUGUCACGUUGUGCAGCUAGGGCCGUGUUUUGUACAGCCAUCUUUUCCCCUGAGCUUAGUACCAAAGAUAACUCUAGCCUUGCAGCUUUAGCACGAGAAUAAACACUGGGGUAUUUUUAUACAUAUUUGUAUGUAAUGUAACUCUCCUGUACAUAUGUUUCUAUGUGGUUUUAUAUUUGUAAAUUAUGCUCUGGAGCUGUACUUAUUUAUAAUGUUUUCAACUUGGUUAAAGUUUAUUUUACUCCAUUUCCCCCUUCUUUUUUUUUUUGUUGU
Meleagris gallopavo (turkey) is the source of this 1711-nucleotide messenger RNA. It is a transcript of the gene FOXI3, whose product is annotated as forkhead box I3. Gene Ontology annotation, molecular function: DNA-binding transcription factor activity, RNA polymerase II-specific; RNA polymerase II cis-regulatory region sequence-specific DNA binding. Gene Ontology annotation, biological process: cell differentiation; anatomical structure morphogenesis; regulation of transcription by RNA polymerase II. The record is from RefSeq and is a predicted model, not a curated record. Lineage: Eukaryota; Metazoa; Chordata; Aves; Galliformes; Phasianidae.